AUGCUGCAGUGGAUCGAUCUGGUGCGCGGGCGCUUCGACGUCGUCACCCGGCGCCGCGCCGUGGGCGUGUUCAAGGCCACGACGCCGUGGAUGCACACCGUUGCUGCCCUGGCGCUGCAGGCGAGCCCGCCGAGCGAGCAGUUCCCGCCGCGCGCGAUCGUGGCGGCCACGCUCGGCCUGGCCCUCGUCGCGGCGGGCCUGCUCCGCGCGGACGACGCUGUGCUUCCGGCCUGCACGACUGACGUGCGUUCGCAAGACGCCCUCGACGAGGUCUUGCAGGAACCGGAGGAGUGCCUCAGGGACGCCGAUCCCGUUUGUUUGGAGGCGAAGGCGGCACGUGCCGUUCUGGAGUUCGCGACGGGCCUCACGAUCGAGGAGGUGCGAAACUACGUGCCAUGCGUGGUGAUUUUGGCCAUCGGGGCGUGCAACAGGCAACAGCAGGCGCAGCACACGGGGGCGAUGAAGGAGGCGUCCGUCCACUGA
Molecule: messenger RNA, 483 nt
Organism: Prorocentrum cordatum
Lineage: Eukaryota; Dinophyceae; Prorocentrales; Prorocentraceae
Source: the annotation of a GenBank genome assembly